UUCUUUGUUGCAGUCCGUAAAGGAAGACCCUUUGGCAUCAUAAAAAUAAAGGGGUAUCGUGGCAUCUUGGAUUGAAGCAACUAACAUAGUCUAGAAUUGGAUGUUAUGAUCUUCUUUUUUUAUGAGAUUUUCAGUAUUUAACAUCAGAAGUAAUAGAUAAUAACGGACAGUCUUAGUCCUCAACUCAAGGGGAAUUUAGCCAGCUCAUUGACUGGGGCAACAGGAGUGCUCGCAUAGCAACGGUAAAAUGGAAAGUAACCUGACAAUAACUACUAAUCCAACGGUGGCAGUUCGUCUGACAAGUACGGUCUCCGCCUUUGAAGUCAACCGGCGAUUCAACAGAGGGAUUACCAUCGCCGAAUUUAAGAGUAAGCUGGAGCUGGUGGUAGGUACUCCAGCUUCCUGUAUGGAAUUGCAUUUGUUCAGUACCUCAGACAAAUUUCUGCAGAAACUGGAUGAUAAUGAGGCUCUUCUGGGCUCUUACCCUGUUGAUGACGACUGCAGAAUCCACGUGAUUGACCAGAGUGGUGCCCAGAGUGGAGAAUUCAGUGAUCUGUCCAAGGUGGAAAAAUUUGAACUAUCUGAUGAAGCCUAUGAAAAAAGGGCAGACUCUUUGCGAAACUUUAAGAAGAAUAUGAAACUGGGCCGGUUUAACGAGGAGAAUGCGGCCAAACGAGAGGAGACGUUGGCCAUUAAAGAGGCAGAGGAGAAAGCUGCAGCUGAAGCUAUCACUGUGGGCAGCCGCUGUAAAGUACAGGUCACUGGGCAGCCCACCAAGAUUGGCACCGUGAUGUAUGUGGGGACGACUGACUUUAAGCCGGGGCACUGGGUGGGUGUCAUGUACGAUGAGCCACUGGGGAAGAAUGAUGGCAGUGUAAAUGGGAAACGCUACUUCCAAUGUGAGCCCAAGUACGGUGCAUUCGUCAAGCCCCUCUCUGUGACUGUGGGAGACUUCCCCGAGGAAGACUAUGGUCUGGAUGAGAUGUAAGCCUCACCCCUACGCGGAUCAAAGGCAGAGAGGAGAGGUCUGCCCCGGAGGGUUGAACUCUGACCUGUGCCCUCUGAUAUCUGAAACGGAGGCAGGCGGGAUCCCAGUCAUCUUAGCCAAUAUCAUUGAUUUUUGUUUUGCACUGGUCACAAUGACUUGACAAUGUUUCCCAUUCAAACUGUGUGUCUCUUUGACAGUGGCAAUGCUUAGAAAACAGGAAAGACCAAAAACAUUCAGAAGUCACGUGUGCUGUGCGAAGAUCCAUCUCUUUCUGUUUAAUCUGAUUGUGUGUUGAGUAUGCUCUGAUGUUGCGGUCUUGAUCUGAAUGCGUGUUGAGAAUCAGGAUGCGUAUUGAGUAUGCUCUGAUGUUGCGGUCUUGAUCUGAAUGCGUAUUGAGAAUCAGGAUGCGUAUUGAGUAUGCUCUGAUGUUGCGGUCUUGAUCUGAAUGCGUGUUGAGAAUCAGAAUGCGUGUUGAGUAUGCUCUGAUAUUGCAGUCUUGAUCUGAACGUGUGUUGAGAAUCAGAAUGCGUGUUGAGUACACUCUGAUGUUGCGGUCUUUACAUAAGUUCUCACUUUAUUGUACCCCAUCUGUCCAGCGGCUCCUGUGUCAACAACAGGCCAGGAACACAGGCUCUGAUACACUGAUAUAAUAAAUCAUUAGGCAGUGAUUCAAUCAUUUCAGAAUCAUUCUUUUUUUAUUAUCUUUUCUGUUUGGAUUAACCAGACUGCAUAUACUGUUAGUUUUUUUUUUUUUUUUUUUGGUCUUGGUAAGACUGAGAAGUUGACUGAUAGUCUGUCACUUGUGACUCUGUGCACUGCUCUCCUCCAGCAGCCUCUCCGUUUUUCCAUCCCUGAGGUGCUCAGUACUGAACUAACACUGAGUCACGUUGAGUCUAAGGGCGUUCAUAGUUUGAUAUGUUUUUGAGCACACAACAUUUGCUUCUGACUAACAUGAGAUGUCCUUUGCCUUACCCCACAGGAAAAUGGAAGUGGUAUGCAAACGUGGUAGCCAUAGCGAUAUCAAUGUGUAAGGCAAGGUUUUUUUUGUUUUUUUUUUCUCAAUGGGACAGAGGUUUAUUGAUUUCUCUCACAUCCCCUGUGGCAUGCAGAGAGUGUGUGGUGGUGUGCAGAUAAUUGCCUUAAUUCUAACAUGUAGUACAGAGGAUUGUCUGUCAUGUUUUCAUUAAGGAUGCAGAGUUUAAUCUAGCACUCAAUUUGAGAAACAGAGUUACUGGAGUUUUCAACACUGCUUUGUAGUUUGUGCGUAAAAUCUGAUGACACUACCAACGUCAACCAUUAUCCUUAACCAAUCAUGAGUCUUGUUUGUGGUUUAGCACGCUGUAAUACUAUUGGUCUGUUUUCUUAAAGAAGUCAAAACAUACUCAGUGAUUUUAAAAGUAACUAAUAUUAAGCAGGAGACGCAUGUUGGUCACCGUCACUUUUUUCAAACAUAUACUGUGUAACUUUAAGUGCGAAGACGAGUGUUUGUGGAGUAUCUGUUUGUCUGAAGAAAUGAUCACAUCAGUUGUAACGUAGACUCUUUUCAGAAAGGCCUUCAAAUACUCAAAUCCUUUGUCUUUAAAAGCUACACAGGGGGUGGGGCUGUCAUGCAGGCUGUUUGUAAUGCACUUUUCAUACUGCUUUGUCUUACUUAAGGCCCUGUACACCUGACUGUAUGAUUUCAUCUCUAUUGAUUCAUUCUCUUCAGCUGCGUGGAAAUCUGUCACUCAACCUGGAGAGUUUGGACAUUUUGGCCUUCUGUUCCUGUUUAGAUUUUCUUUUUUAUUAUUUGUUCGUGGUUGAACGCUGUGUGUGUAUUGCGCUCACAAAUUGUUUUAGAAUCUGUUCAGUGUAUCGAAAUGUUUAAUGUGUCCUUUUUAUGCCAAAGUGUAAUAUUAAUUUCUGCUGGAAUAAAUAAAUAAAUUCAACUCAAAACCAA
Messenger RNA from Chanos chanos (milkfish), 2927 nucleotides. It is a transcript of the gene tbcb, whose product is annotated as tubulin folding cofactor B. Gene Ontology annotation, molecular function: alpha-tubulin binding; microtubule plus-end binding. NCBI's taxonomy places the organism in Eukaryota, Metazoa, Chordata, Actinopteri, Gonorynchiformes, Chanidae. The transcript has 7 exons. The record is from RefSeq and is a predicted model, not a curated record. The coding region runs from base 248 to 988 and encodes 246 amino acids. Gene Ontology annotation, cellular component: cell cortex; nucleus; microtubule plus-end. Gene Ontology annotation, biological process: tubulin complex assembly; post-chaperonin tubulin folding pathway; cytoplasmic microtubule organization.